This is a messenger RNA of Oreochromis aureus, 6482 nucleotides long. RefSeq names its product cd7 antigen-like (gene cd7al). Gene Ontology annotation, biological process: adaptive immune response. Bases 78 to 812 code for a protein of 244 amino acids. Gene Ontology annotation, cellular component: membrane. The transcript is spliced from 4 exons. The record is from RefSeq and is a predicted model, not a curated record. Gene Ontology annotation, molecular function: signaling receptor activity. NCBI's taxonomy places the organism in Eukaryota, Metazoa, Chordata, Actinopteri, Cichliformes, Cichlidae.
AGAGUAUGAGACAAAGAGGAAGGACACAUUAUGACUGAUCUGCGGUGGAUCUCAGAGCUCCUGUAACUGAUCAGACAAUGAAGGCCUGCCCGGCCUGGAUUCUUAUUUUCUUUCAGCUGUUUGAAGCCAACGCAGAGGUGAUCUUAAAACGUCUGACGGAGGGUCAGGCUGUGGUGAUCUCCUGCUCCCCUUGGCAGGCCCACGGAGGCCUGACGGGCCUCCACCUGUACCACCGCGGCGUCCAGAGCCAGACCACCCUGGUGUCCGUGACAGAGGCCGGUGAGGUCACGGUCGCCCUGGAUCACAGAGCUCGCCUGCAGCUCCGUGGAGGCCUGAGCUCCCUGAAGGUCAACGUGACCAUUUCUCGCUUAGAGCUGAGCGACACAGGGCUGUACAUGUGGGAGCUGAGCUACAGAGACACUAACAGCUCUGAUCAGAUGAUCCUCUGCACUCAGAAGAGCUUCGUGCUAGUUGAGGCGUCAGGGAGGCCGUGCCACUGCUCUCCUGGUUACGCCCCUCUACUCUGGACCAUCUUCACAGCAGCAGGGCUUCUUCUGCUGACCCUCACCUGGCUGGCCAUCCAGAAAUGUGUGUGUUCGAGGUCUCAUCGCAAACCGCAACCUCAUGCUCCAAUCUAUGAGGAAAUGGGCAGGAAGCAGCAGCAGCAGCAGAGCCCCAGAGGCCCCCAGAAUAACCACGAGGUCCCCUUGCACCUGGAGGAAGUCAACUUCCCCGUGUACGCUAACCCAAACAUCCGACAGCUUCAGGACAACUACUACGCCUGUCCCAGACAGCUCAAACUGAGAGACUGACACCAUCGGGCCAACGGUGCUGCGAGCAGUCACAGGAAGUAACACAGAGGCAUUUGCAGAAAUACAAGCGCUGCGCUCUGAUGGUGAUUUGCAUCCAGGAUAAAAAAAGAUGAAGAAAAAACAACCCGAGAGCACGAACCUCCACUGAGGCGACUCACUCUCUGAGCAGUAUUCACUUUUAAAAUUGUAUUUUGUACACAUGCAUUUUGUAUUCACAGCUUCUCCUACAAAUGAAGACCUCCCCCAUGACCAGUCACACUACACCAGUGUAAUUAAGUAAUAUAUAAACAAUUACAUGACUGAAAGUAACAGUUUUUUCACAAUCUACUCUUCCACUUCCAGUAUUUCUUCAUUAUGGAGAAAAACUCAGAUGUUCUGCUGAAAGUGCACUUUUUCUUACAUCUGAGAGAUUCAGUGUGUGGUUAAACUUCUUCACACUGACAGAAAUGAGUUUAAGAUUUACACGAUACCUUCUGUAUGCUGACAAAACACCACAAUUCUAAGAAUCAUACUGAGUUAGAAGGCUUUUGGUCAAUUUUCGAUCAAUAAAUCAUUGAGUCGACCUUUAAGACCUCGAUGGACUGUUAACCCGACCCCGCUCUACACCCUUACAGAGUUUCAUGAGAGUUAAUUCAAAAUUCUUCGAGCUAUCGUGUUUCCAGACAGAACGACACACACAAUAAAUGAGGAGGAGGGGACGGCUUUAACAGCCAAGAAACAAAAAAAUGCUAUUUUUAUUAAUAUUUGAAAGAAGCUCCAUAGUUCAUGAAAACAUUUGUUUCGGUGCAUGUCAUUUAACAAUCACAUUCUAUGAGGAGAAAGAGAUAUACAGAGAGAAAAACAAAAUAAAAACAAAACAUUACAAGCCACUGACUUCUCAUUAACUCUCAGUACAGACAUUUUUACUUAAUAUUUCAAACAAAAGAAGAAAAAAAAAGCAGCCCUAAUCCCAUAACUUUCCCACCCGCCCUCUGUAAAACCUUAACUGAGGAGAAAAACAAACAAAAACAACAACAACAACAAAAAAAACCCUUGGAGGGCGACAGGCUAGAAUCCCACAGUGCUAAAGAGUGAGACGCUCAUUGGUUUUUAGGAAUACACAGCAUGGUGAUGUAGCGCUAGGCCAAUCUGAAUCAGAGGGUGGGUGGAGGAAGCUGGAGAUGGAGGUCUCCAACCCCUCUGCCCUCUUUAUCAAAGAAACAAAACAAACAAAAAAACAACCUAAAACAAAUAAAAACACAUUGGAUCCCCAAAACCCCUGCAAUAGAUCAGCCACUUACAGCAAAUAGGCCAUAAAAUCCCCACCUUCACCCCUCCCACCCCCACCCCAAACACUUGUGCAUAGUUUCAUGAUCCUUUUACAACCAGCUCACGUUUUACAAACAUCCUCCAAGCUGUGAAAAAUGCUCCACAAAAAAAGAAAGAAAACAAAAUUCAUCUAUUAUUAAUAUUAAUAAUAAUAAUACCCGCUGUGGGAAAAUGAGAACGAGAGAGAGAGAGAGACAGAGAGAGAGAGAGAUAGAGAGAAAGAUUAAUGCACAAUGUUUCCUGAAUCAGUCAGGACGGGACCUCAUUAAGAAAACACAAUAAAGAUUCAAACAUACAGCAUUUUGCAUGUUAUUCACCAUCUUUUUUUUCUUUUACAAACUCAGACCAUUUUUGUUUUUUUCCAUGUAAAGCAAUUUUAAUAUAUAGAUUUAUAUAUAAAGCACUCCAUUUUUAUUUUAAAGUCCAUUAUUUGGUUAUUAUGUAACUGCUACGGAUUUAGAAACAAAAGGUAUUCUCUCUUCUUCUGAAAUCCAUAACUUUCAGUGCUUAGAAUUGUUUCUUUUAAGUCAUCCUUUGUUUUUUUUUUUUGUUUUUGUUUGUUUUUUUCUUUAAACUCAUAAAAAUGUACAUUAAAAUGGCGUGGAGUUGGUACUCUGGAACCCUGGCCUUCCUGAGACAAGAUCCACUUUUUCGUGUGUGUGCAAGAUAGUGAGCAAUUAUGUCUUUUUUUUGUCUUCUUUUCUGUUUUUUUAUAUAAAGGAAAAAAUAUAUAUAAUCAACAUAAAACAAACAGGCUUCAGAUAGUCCAUGAACAACAUUAACACAGAAUAAAGAAGGUUAAACAGAACAAGACAACACUGUUCAAUCCCAGAGUUCUGAAAGUAGCACGAUAAAAUCUUCAUUCUGUGAAGUGUUGCACUUUUUCUUAAAAAUGGAAGCAUUUGUCCUUUUUUUAAUCUUUUUUUUUUUUUUUUUUUUUAAGUUUCCCCACAUGGUUUAAUUCCUUUGUUUUGCUGAUUUGUUUAUGAACUCCAGAAUAAAAACUGUAAACUGUCAGUGGCCUUGCAGAAGAACAGAUGAGUGAACUAAGAGAAAACCGAACGAAAGCUAACAAACCCAAAAAAUAAAAUAAAAAUAAAAAGGUAGGCACCUCUGAAUGAGCCCUAGAAGCCAAGGCUCGGUCUGAUGUCGUGUCCUUCACCCUCCGUUGCUCAGAUUUGGGAGAGCUGAAGUCCUUCUACCCCAAUCUAUGGCCACAGGUAUGCAAAAUACUUUUUUUGCUGCAUUUUUUUUUUAUACAUAUGAUUUUUUUUUUGAUUUUUUUAAGUUUAUAGUCUGAAAAAUGGUGCAAUACUCAAUUAUGAUCCAUACUUUCUUGGAUUAUUCCACAAUGAAAGCCACUAAGGUAGAUAAACAUUACAUUUUCUUUUUAAAAACACACUUAUUUUUAGUCCUUGAGUAAACAUUUACACAUGAACUGUCCCCCCAGAUACCUCUUCCCCCCCUCCCCUCAGUACUUGUAUCAUGUUGUUCAUAUAGCUGGAUGAGGGGUGAGGCUGACACUCAGUGCAACGCUAGAGGCUAGUAACAAUUAACAUCAGAAUAUAGUAUUUGACAAGCAAAAGGAAAACAAACAACAACAACAAAAAUGAUACUGAACUGAAGAGAAACGUGAGGCAGAGAUCCCUCCGCUGUAAUCACGAGCUCUCACGCAUCGUCUCACCUCGCAGACAUUCAUUCACAACGUACAGUACAAGCGGCCUUGUGCAAACACUCAAAUACGACUGAUGUAAAUUUGCCUUUUUUUAAAAUUUUGUUUUUAAAAACCGAUCUUUGUUUUUUUUUCACUCUGAACUGACGCUUUAAAAAAAAAAACAAACAAAAAAACUCCAAAGUGAAUGAAUGAGACAAAAAAAGAAAAACACUACAAAAAAAAGUGUUCACAUUACAUUAUUGGCGCUUCUUUUGAUUCAAGUAUUUGUUUUCAUUAUUUUGUAUUACUCUGAUAUGUUUAUGAUCUUGUCUUCUGGGAAAUAUUGAUGUUGGAUACAGAGGGUAAGGAGCUGACGCCAGGGCAGAGGGCGGGGAGGUAAGGGUAAGGGUGGGGGGGUUAGGCUUAAGUGGAAAACAGAAAUCUAGCCAUACACACACAUACACCCACAAAUGUACGCUUGGUUGUAUCCUGUGUAUGAGCUAGCAUGUGCAUAUUCAACCCAGACCUUUGUUUUUAGAGAUUUGCUAAUUCAGCUCUUUUUGCCCCCAGACCCUCGACUGAUCCACGACUGAGAAGUAGAUUUUACUCGAGCUCCAGUUGCCUUUGAGUCCACGUGACUUCAAAUAACAAUAAUAAAUCGUAAAAAAUAAGAAGGGGGAGGGGAGGAUGUGAUUUCCAACACUAGACAGGUAGAUAAGAGUGCAGACGAAGGCGUGGGAGAGGGUGGGGCUUCUCAGUGCUGGUGAAAUCCCAGGGCACGUCUGAGACUCGGUCCUGGUCACCCGUCCCUCCCACUCGGUUCAACUUCCCCCUCCUCCCGUUGAUUCAAGUCCAGUGUGGAGCAAAAUGCAGGUUUUUCAGGACCAAUCGCACAAAAACAGACAGCACAGGCAAUAGUGAUUGUUUCGUUGAAUGAUGCGAGUCUAAAGUGACUCUGGAAGAGGGUCAAAAACCACCCCGCAAAGAGUUUUAAGACUUGGUACCGAACUUGAGGUGCGUCUCUUGUUUCUGCUGAUACGUCGGGUCCCCGCUUGGACCCCCAAAGUCAGAUGUGCAGACAUGACCUGUUUUCUAUAUAUUCAUAUAUAUGCGUGUAUACUGGCUGGCACAACCUUCAGGUUUGGAGGUCCAGAGUGAACCUCCAGGAUACAGCUUCUCCCAGGCGUGGCUCGGAGAAACGAGGCCAGAGAGGGUGAGAAGGCGGCCGCUUGCAGAGAAACAGAAAUCAGGCGUCUCGGCCUCAGAGUGCACAGCUGAAAAAGACCGGGGUUUUUUUUGUAGUUUCUAGUUUUUGCAAAAACCUUAAUGAUAAAGGAAAAAAGAGAAAGAUAAUGUUUUUGGUUUUUAAAGAGAUGUACCCGAUGUGACCCAUAAACAGUGCACAGACACAUACAGGGACACUCCCUCCUCCUCUUCCUCCUCCUACUGGUGAAUGACCAGCCCCACUCAUCUGGCCUUAAGCCUCCCACAGCUCUGCAGCGAUAACAUACACUCAUCGUUGCUAAGGAUAAAUCAGGAUGUGGCCAAAAGUGGAAGUAGACUUUCAGAAAUCUGUUGGCACAAAAACUCAACUUGGUGCCUCCAGCAGGUCAUUUAGUGUCAUCUAACAGCUCUGUCCACUACACGCCCCCUCCCCCACCCUUUAUUUUUUUCCUAUACUGAAGAGAGGCUCCAUCAGUGUCCCCUACAUUUUAAUCCAGGUGAGGUUUCGAGAGAAGCUGCCCGGUAAUAAAGGUCGAGAGGGUUAAGUGGAAAAUUGGCGGAUGUAGGGGAUGGCUGUGAGCGAACACCUCCUUGUCUUUGCAUAGAAAUGGAAGGCUGUCAUCAAGUUGAGGUGGUUCUAAGUGAUAACUGGGUGCUCCCAGAGUUAAAGCACCAGCGUGAGCGAGGCCCAUCGACACUAAAAACGAUGGGUGUGUUACGACACAGCGCAGUGGACGCUCGGUCACCCCAGGAUGGACAGAAGAAGUUGGCUUGUCAUCCUGGAGAACCUUAAACUACACCUCCCUCCCCCCUCCUUUUCAUCCUGAUUUGACUCCUCAAUCCUGAAUCCCCUCCCUCUCUCCCUCAGUGAUUCACGCGGCUGAGGCCUACCUCUAAACUACACGCUGGUUCUGCCUUGGAGGCAGCGGCGGUGAGAGGGACAGGAAAGAAGAUGAACACUGCAUAAAAGCCAUGAAAUCGUCAAAACAUAACAAUCGUUCAUGAUAACAGCAACAAUAUCACCAAACUUCUCACAACAAAACAAAAUUAAAAUGCACACCAGCAACUCCAAUAAAAAAAAAGAAGAAAAAAAAAGGGGAAAAUACAAUAAAAUAAAAUAUCAGUCGACUCCGUCUCCGGAUAAAGUGAUCCUUGCAGGAGCGAGACGGGAAGAGAGAGUGGAAGUGGAGGUUGCUGAGGACAGACUCUGGUGUAGCAGUAGUAGUAGAGUAGUAGUAAAGUAGUAGAUUCAAUACAAGGUGGUGGGCCAGUUCUGAAGGAGCUGCUCUUGGGAGGAGAAGGAGAAGGAAGAAGAGGGGAGUCAGUCUGUAGGGGUCCGCAGGGAGGCAGCGAGCGAGCGAGAGAGAUGGAGGGAGGGGGCGAGGGCUGCUGCAGCACUGCACUCUGCAGCAGGCAGGCACUCAGUGGCCACACUAUCACACAGGUUGGCAGGACCUCCAACAACAAAAACAACACAAAAAAAA